UUCUCCCGAGGUCCCUCAGUCCGCGCAUGCGUCGUUGCGUCCGAGUGCUGUCUCCCCCGCCCAGUGUAAGAUGGUGGCCGUCUGGCUGUAAGAAACUAGCGAAGGCCGAGCAGUCACACCCUCAGUCAGAGCCGGAGGAGGAGGAGUUCCCCGGCCGCCAUUACUCUCCCAGACGCACACGGAGCUGAAGAGGCGGUGCGAGCCGGAUACACAGAUAUUGGCACCCCGGAGAUUUUAAUUUCGCAUUUAAGUUAUUAUAUAAGCCUGGACAUUUUUUUUUGUUUCCUGCGUUUUUUUUUUUUUUUUCUUUUGGGGAACCCGUAAAGAUGUCCCGCAGCCCCGUUGUGAAGGAAGACCCUGUGGAAUGCCCCCUUUGCAUGGAGCCCUUAGAGAUCGACGACAUCAACUUUUUCCCUUGCACAUGUGGCUACCAGAUCUGCCGGUUUUGUUGGCACCGUAUACGCACAGAUGAAAACGGGCUGUGUCCCGCUUGCAGAAAGCCAUAUCCAGAAGACCCAGCAGUGUACAAACCACUCUCACAAGAAGAACUGCAGAGGAUAAAAAACGAAAAAAAGCAGAAACAGAACGAGCGGAAACAGAAAAUCUCAGAGAACCGCAAACAUCUAGCAAGUGUGCGGGUCGUGCAGAAAAACCUAGUGUUUGUAGUGGGGCUUUCACAGCGACUAGCAGACCCCGAGGUUUUAAAACGGCCAGAAUACUUUGGGAAAUUUGGGAAAAUACACAAAGUUGUUAUCAACAACAGCACGUCCUAUGCAGGCUCACAGGGUCCAAGUGCCAGUGCAUAUGUUACGUACAUUCGGUCAGAAGAUGCACUCCGAGCCAUACAGUGUGUCAACAAUGUGGUAGUAGACGGGAGAACGCUAAAGGCGUCGUUAGGAACGACAAAGUACUGCAGCUACUUCUUAAAAAAUAUGCAGUGUCCAAAGCCAGACUGUAUGUAUCUGCACGAAUUGGGGGACGAGGCGGCGAGUUUCACAAAAGAGGAAAUGCAGGCAGGGAAACAUCAGGAAUACGAACAGAAGCUGCUACAAGAUCUCUACAAAUUAAAUCCAAACUUCUUGCAGAUAUCUACGGGUACAGUGGACAAAAACAAGAACAAAGUGACAGCGCUACAGAGGUAUGAUGUACCCAACAGUAAUAACAAAGACGCCUGGCCGUCCUUGCAGAACUUAAACAGAUCAGCCAAUGGCCUUGGACUGGAGCACAGGAAGUCGCCUCCUAUUUUAGACAAUGGCCUAGAUCCUGGCCACAUGACUCCGGACGGUCCCGACUCAGACUUUGGGCUGUUUUGGGAAUCCGCUGAACACAAUGUUGCCAAUUUUAGCAGUGUGAUAGAGGACGAUACAAGUUCCGUCGACAAAUCUUCAGAGUCGUUAAGUAUAGGCAACGGAGAUAACAUGCAACAGAUAUUAACAAGCGAUUCGCCGUCACCACCGCCAGGAUUAUCUAAGCCAAAUCCCUCUGUCCCUAUCAGCUCAGCCAAUCACAGCGCACGGUCUCCAUUUGAAGACGCCAUGUCAGAAUCACAGUCUUUGUUCUCGGACAAUUUCCGGCACCCAAAUCCCAUCCCCAGCGGCCUCCCUCCCUUUCCCAGUUCCCCACAGACGUCCAGCGAGUGGCCAACAGCUCCAGAACCACAGAGUCUCUUCACAUCAGAAACGAUUCCCGUGUCGUCCUCUACAGACUGGCAAGCGGCCUUCGGCUUUGGCUCGUCUAAACAGCAAGAGGAUGACCUGGGUUUCGACCCCUUCGAUAUCACCCGCAAAGCCUUAGCAGACUUGAUCGAGAAAGAACUGUCUGUCCAAGAUCAGCCCUCCCUUUCACCCACGUCCGUUCAGAACCCGAAUCCUCACCUCGCCCCCAAAGGCCCCAGCUUGGGCUUCCUCCAUCCCACCACCAACUCCAACUCCAUCUCCAGCACCUUCUCAGUUUUGCCUCAGAGGUUCCCACCCUUUCAACACAGAGCCGUUUACAAUUCGUUCAGUUUUCCUGGGCAGGCAGCACGGUAUCCCUGGAUGGCCUUUCCACGCAAUAACAUCAUGCACUUGAAUCACACGGCAAACCCAACAAACAGUAAUUACUUGGACUUGUCACAUCCCCCUCAGCACAACACAGGCCUAGGAGGCAUCACUGUAGCAGACCACAGCAAUUCAAUAGAGGGUUUAAAUAUGAAGGAAUGGCAGGACGGGCUAAAGGCACUUCUACCCAACAUUAACAUCAACUUUGGCGGGCUUUCCAAUGCUUCUACCCCCAACGCCACCCACAGUGCACCAACGUCCAACACUGCCACCACCAACAGCUUGAACUGGGACAGCUCUGGCCGCUGGAUGGAUCCCGCCAUUAUCUCAGGCAUCCCAUCAUCCACAGGAAAUGGUUUAGAGUCUUUACAAGAUGACAAUCCACCCCACUGGUUAAAAUCACUGCAAGCCCUCACAGAGAUGGACGGCCCCAGCAGUUCCCUACCCCCCCACCACCCACACAAUAACCUCUUCAGCGCACAGAUACCCCUACACAGAGGCAACUGGAGCCCUUACCCUCCCCCAUCAAAUCCAGCCAGUUUCCACUCCCCACCACCCGGCUUCCAGACAGCUUUCAGACCCCCAACCAAAACACCUACAGAUCUACUACAGAGCUCCGCCCUGGACCGUCAUUAAAUCUAAGGAACAGUUAGAUCUUUGGGAAUUGGCCCCUGACUCCUCAGUCCAAAAAUUCAGUCCUCCGUGUUUUUCCCCCCUCUCAUACCGCCCUUCUCCUCCAAUCCCUUUCCAAUGUAUUUCAGGAAUCUUGGUUUCCGAGCCGACGCCCUCCCUCGAAGCUCGGCACGCCAAGACUAUCCCCUAAUUACUGCGGUGACAACCUGAUUUUAAUGAACUGUCCGUCAACCGUUGCCACGACAACCCGCAACUGAUCUUCCCUCGAAUCACGAAACAAAUGAAUUUCUAACAGGCGAUAUAAAAGAAAAAAAAAAGAGGAGAGUGGAACCAAAUUUCGGCUUGGACAGCGACUAAUUUCAGUUUGCUGCAUGAAAUGUUUUUGUUUCUUAAAAGCCAGAAUUAAGCUUAACGUCUUUGUGAUUGGACGACGCUCGGAGAACUAGCCAAUGAUACAAUCGUUAGGGACAAAGAAGUAGAAAUCGAAUGUGAUCCGUAAGCAACGCGCUUCUCUAUGGUGCCAAUUAGCACCAACUGAUUGAAAUAUUUUUGGUUUCCCCUCCUCGUUUUUUUUUUUCCGUAGGUUCAAAGAGGCCGACGCUCCUUUAUGUCAUUUUUCCGGACCAAAGGGGCUGGAUUUAUUCACAUAUCAUUUAAACCCUCCUCUUUUUCAAAGCCAAAGGGGUGGAAACGAUGUGCCGAUACGGCAGUCGUUUCCUUCAAUUCACCAACUUCUUCUUUUUUUUUUUGUUGUCGAUUGUUUUGCACACGUUGAGCAGUAGGCCAACCAUUUAUUUGAGGUACUACUGAAGAGCUGCCAUAUUGAUCCUAAUGCCAUCCAGAGUUGGGACAUAUUUUUGAGUAGUUACCUGGUCUCUGCUUCUAAAGUUCCAUGAAUUUCGGGUCAGGUUUGUAAACUCAUGUUUUUUUGGCCGUUCCUGAUUAUACAAAUUGGUCCUGGAAAAGCUUUGAUGUCUAUGGACAACAUUAGCGGCCUGCGAUCUUCUAAAGCUCCCAACCCCUUCCGUACCCUUUGCCUGGACCCACAGCCGAAACCAUCACCGUCUCCGGAAGUCUUGCACAGAACUGGAAUAAUCUCAAUAUUGGGAGGAGGAGGAGAAGUUCUAACAAAUAAAAUGGGAGAGGGAAAUCAAAUGAAUAAACAUGGUUAUAACCCGAAGCUAAAAAAAAACAAAUACCCCAAAGCCGGAAAAAUGUACCUCUGUCUUCAGAAUGAAAACUAAAAUCUUAAAUAAAACAGAAAACUUGAUGAUAAAA
Molecule: messenger RNA, 3950 nt
Organism: Xenopus laevis (African clawed frog)
Lineage: Eukaryota; Metazoa; Chordata; Amphibia; Anura; Pipidae
Gene: cnot4.L
Product: CCR4-NOT transcription complex subunit 4 L homeolog
Exons: 14
Coding region: 327-2675 (782 amino acids)
Source: RefSeq, a predicted model, not a curated record